UCGAGCUGGAAUGCUGGUUAUUUCACGAACGAAGAUAGCAGAGGGCAUUAAUAAAGAGCGUGGAAACGCAGCUAGAGGCUGAAAGCUUCCCCAGAGCGUAAGUCAAUCUCAUUCCGUCGUGUUCCUCGAAAUUACACAACCGGUUCUUCCCUUGCUGAGGGACUCUGUUCAACGAGAAGCUGCCCAGACUGAAGAGCUCUGGUGAAAUCUUGCUGCCGGAUAAGGGGACCUCAAAGAGCUACCCUACGCUCUGUCGUGCUAUCUGCUGCUCAGAGGAUAGAAUUCGAUGAACCCCGGAUCUAUGUGACCCGUAUCGCGGAGAACCCAGGAAACUUUAUUCGAUCGAGAUGUAAAUAGAUAUCGGAUGAAAGCUCCUCGUCAAGGCCUCGUGUCACGUAUCAACGAGAAUUGACAGGAUAACCUGCGGCAGAUCUUGGGGGUAAAAGACUCGUGCGUCAGGAUUAGACAUUCUUUAGGAUCCACUUGCCGUUGCGUCUGCCCCGUACAACUGGACCAGAGCAGAAAAGGGGUCCUCGAGGAUUAACCGACCCUCCUUUAAUAGCAAAGGAUCUUCGUAGGAUCAGCGGCAUUAGUCGGCGAAUCUUGUGGUCGUUCAAAGAUAUCUCCAGUCUCGUUCCCAGGGGAGGAGGCAUCAUACGGUGAAAUAAUAGCGUGUCGGUGAAAAAUAGAGUCUCACAGACUAAGCGUCUUUAUAGGAGCACGCGGGCAGAAUACUUCAUCUGGCAUUGACAACCUACUGCGUGUCAGAGAUUCCGUGCCCUCCUCGUCGUUCCUGAUCGAGUCUGUCGACGUCUGAAGCGUCGUAAUAUCAAAACGAUGUCAAAACGUGUCACCGCGAGAGCGCUCUAGAAUAGCGAUUGAACUUAACCCGGUGAUCUGAAGCUUGGCAAGAGAAAUUUGACGGUUCCACGAGCCUCUCCAGGUGCAGAGGCAACGAGAGGUCGAUGUUAUUUUAAUCUUCCCUACGAUUCGAUCGAAUCGAUCAACGAGUCCGACUUAGAUAAGGAGCCAAGUUGCUUUCGCGAUCAAGGGGUGAGCAAUGGCCUGGCAACUGGCUAACGAGACCAUCUUCGACACCGGCAAUUACGUGCUGAACGCUCUGUACUAUAUCAACAAGUUAAACAAAUCGGUGAACCCAGAGGCGAUCAAGUGUCUGGAACGCAAACACCAGGAGGAGCUGCAGCAGUUGUCUCUGGAGACACAGCAGACGGAUCAACAGGGAUGUGAGAUCAGCUGGGAUUCUUUAUUGUGCUGGCCAAAGACACCGCCUGCAACCCUGGCCACUCUGCCAUGCUUCGAAGAGCUGAAUGGAAUACGCUAUGACAGCACACGUACACAUUACACUAGGCCAGUAGAAGAAUUAAAUGACAAAGGAUACUAA
Eufriesea mexicana is the source of this 1402-nucleotide messenger RNA. Its product is annotated as growth hormone-releasing hormone receptor. NCBI's taxonomy places the organism in Eukaryota, Metazoa, Arthropoda, Insecta, Hymenoptera, Apidae. The coding region runs from base 1061 to 1402 and encodes 113 amino acids. Gene Ontology annotation, molecular function: G protein-coupled receptor activity. Gene Ontology annotation, biological process: G protein-coupled receptor signaling pathway. Gene Ontology annotation, cellular component: membrane. The record is from RefSeq and is a predicted model, not a curated record. The transcript is spliced from 2 exons.